Globicephala melas (long-finned pilot whale) is the source of this 2086-nucleotide messenger RNA. RefSeq names its product serine hydroxymethyltransferase 2 (gene SHMT2). The record is from RefSeq and is a predicted model, not a curated record. Lineage: Eukaryota; Metazoa; Chordata; Mammalia; Artiodactyla; Delphinidae. Gene Ontology annotation, cellular component: BRISC complex; cytoplasm; mitochondrial inner membrane. Gene Ontology annotation, molecular function: glycine hydroxymethyltransferase activity; serine binding; cobalt ion binding. Gene Ontology annotation, biological process: L-serine catabolic process; folic acid metabolic process; tetrahydrofolate interconversion.
UCAGUCUUCUUCCAGCCCCUCGUUUUCCCCGGCCGGAGUUGGUGCCUGGACCUGCUGGGACCUUCAUCUCCGGUUGCGAUGUUGCCCUUCUCUUUGCUCUGGGCGACUCGGCCUCUGCGGAGAUGUCGGCUGGUCAGGAUGGCCAUACGGUGCCAGCACAGCGAGGCAGCCCAGACCCAGACUGGAGAAGCAACCAAGGGCUGGUCAGGCCACGAGAGUCUAUCGGACAGUGACCCUGAGAUGUGGGAGCUGCUACGGAGAGAGAAGGACAGGCAGUGUCGUGGCCUGGAGCUCAUUGCUUCAGAGAACUUCUGCAGCCGAGCUGCGCUGGAGGCCCUGGGGUCCUGUCUGAACAACAAGUACUCGGAGGGUUAUCCUGGCAAGAGGUACUAUGGAGGAACAGAGGUAGUGGAUGAAAUCGAGCUGCUGUGUCAGCGCCGGGCCUUGGAGGCCUUUGACCUGAAUCCUGCUCAGUGGGGAGUCAAUGUCCAGCCUUACUCGGGGUCCCCAGCCAACCUGGCUGCCUACACAGCCCUUCUGCAGCCUCAUGACCGAAUCAUGGGGCUGGACCUGCCUGAUGGGGGCCAUCUCACCCAUGGCUACAUGUCUGAUGUUAAGCGGAUCUCAGCUACAUCCAUCUUCUUCGAGUCUAUGCCCUAUAAGCUGAAUCCCAAAACCGGCCUCAUUGACUAUGACCAGCUGGCACUCACUGCUCGGCUCUUCCGACCUCGACUCAUCAUAGCUGGUACCAGUGCCUAUGCUCGCCUCAUCGACUACGCCCGCAUGCGAGAGGUGUGUGAUGAGGUCAAGGCACACCUGCUGGCGGACAUGGCCCACAUCAGUGGCCUGGUGGCUGCCAAGGUGAUCCCCUCACCUUUCGAGCAUGCGGAUGUUGUCACCACCACCACUCACAAGACCCUUCGAGGGGCCAGGUCAGGACUCAUCUUCUACCGGAAGGGGGUGCGGGCUGUGGACCCCAAGACGGGCCGGGAGAUCCCUUACACGUUUGAGGACCGAAUCAACUUUGCUGUGUUCCCGUCCCUGCAGGGGGGCCCCCACAACCAUGCCAUUGCUGCAGUGGCUGUAGCCCUAAAGCAGGCCUGCACCCCCAUGUUCCGGGAGUACUCCCUGCAGGUUCUGAAGAACGCUCGGGCCAUGGCUGAUGCCCUGCUAGAGCGAGGCUACUCGCUGGUGUCUGGUGGCACUGACAACCACCUAGUGCUGGUGGACCUGCGGCCCAAGGGCCUGGAUGGGGCUCGAGCUGAACGGGUGUUGGAACUCGUAUCCAUCACGGCCAACAAGAACACCUGUCCUGGAGAUCGAAGUGCUACCACACCUGGGGGCCUGCGGCUGGGGGCCCCAGCCUUGACUUCUCGACAGUUCCGUGAGGAUGACUUCCGGAAAGUUGUGGGCUUUAUAGAUGAAGGCGUCAACAUCGGCUUGGAGGUGAAGAGCAAGACCGCCAAACUCCAGGAUUUCAAAUCCUUCCUGCUCAAAGACCCAGAAACAAGUCAUCGGCUGGCUGACCUCAGGCAACGGGUGGAGCAGUUUGCCAAGGCCUUCCCCAUGCCUGGUUUUGAUGAGCACUGAAGGCACCUAAGAAAUGAAGCGCACAGACUGACGUUUAUUCCUCUUCCCCCUACCUGGACAAGUUAGGGGUGGGGGUAACUGCCUAUCUUCCAAUUUUUUGCUGGAGGAGGGGAAGGCCGCCCACUUAAGGGAAAAGGCGGGUAUAGUUCCCCUUCCCAGGAUUUGUAGCUGAGGAGGUUUCUUCUUGUAACAAGACUUAGAAGGAAGAGGCUUGGGGCUUUCUGCCCUAACCUCUCUCAUUAUCUCAGUGUUAUAGACUCCCUGCCCUCUCUUGGGGAGGGGGGAGUUGCCCUUGUGAGCCAGAGGAAGGAGUGGGUAGGCACCCUUCUUUCAUCUUUAUCUAAUAAAAUGCUGACCUGCCCUGAGCUUCUGUUACUGUGGGAGGGGUCCCCUGGGCCAGGUGGUGAUUUGUCUCCCUCAGCAUGUCCCUCCCUUCCCUCCCACCACUACCACAAGGACCCCUGGGGCUGCAGUCUCCUCUCCCUCUGAUCAGAGC